Plasmopara halstedii is the source of this 2631-nucleotide messenger RNA. Its product is annotated as tkl protein kinase. The record is from RefSeq and is a predicted model, not a curated record. The transcript has 2 exons. NCBI's taxonomy places the organism in Eukaryota, Oomycota, Peronosporomycetes, Peronosporales, Peronosporaceae. The coding region runs from base 1 to 2631 and encodes 876 amino acids. Gene Ontology annotation, molecular function: ATP binding; protein kinase activity. Gene Ontology annotation, biological process: protein phosphorylation.
AUGGCAUCUCCUGGACCCAAUGUCGCUGCAUCACCAUCUUCAAGCUUUGUGCUUCUCGAGACGGAUACCAACAACUCUCCUGAUGCACAAACCAGUGAUUCUCCACGUAACCGACCCGGGACGUACCGCGCACCGCAAUCUCAGCAUUCCUUUCGUCGACAAUACCCACCCACUCCGACUACUCGUAGCGAUGAAGACAACACGCGAUGCGGUAGUGACGGCAAUCGCAAUCAACAUUUAGGUGUGGAAUCCAUCAGUAAUCUUUUUCCUAUGCCUGGAGCUAGUGUCUUCACAACUCCAGCCAACAUUAUGCCCACGCGUGAAGCUUCCAUCCUCAUUGAUACAGACGUGCAGCAGACCGCAGCACAUGAUGUAAAUCACAGACUUGGAUUGCAGCCAGUAGGAUCUACGCUGCGUCAAUUAUCGGCGGAGCAGAAGGUAGAAGUAGGUGGAAGCAGAAUCACUUCAUCCACUAACGUGUCUGGACGAAUUGAGACAGCUGAAGGCGACGCAAUGGGCCUUUACACGCCCAGCGAGACAAGAUCUCAUCGUAGUUUUCUAGCUGGAAUCCUUCCCAUGCAACCCGUGGAACGCGGAGCACGGUGGGCUCAGAGACUUCGAAAAUGCUGCAAAUGGCAGUGGAGACAGUUGCAUCGUUGGCGGCUACGACACAACAUUUUGUCGCUCUGGCGACGUAUGAUGCCUAAUUGGGACUCGUAUCCAUUAUAUGUGACGCUAACCAUGGCACUUGUCAGUGUUGGUCUCGCAAUACUCGUGUCUAAGAUCCUGUCGGACGCUACACCUCAUCACAUCCAUUUGGUUAUCCAAUGUGCGUUACCUGGGCGGUUUGAAAGCUAUUCAGCGUCGACGUUAUACUUGGCUGGUGUGCUCAUUCCUACCAUGAACAACACUGUAUUCCUCAUUGUAUCCCUCUGGAUGGGAUUGCUCUGUAGUCGAAGUCGGAAGCGUGUUCUACGAAGCGCACCGUGCAGCAUCAGCUCAAAUCUCAAAUCAGCUUUUAUGCUGCCAUGUUAUGAAGCAAUUUGGUAUUUUCUUGCUGCUUUAUCGGCUGCUGGCUUAAUACUUUACUUUGUCAGCUUCCAAGCAGUUACGAAUCAGAGUGGCAAGACAUAUGAACCAUUGACAGUAGACGACGAUCCAAAUUACCCGUGCAAUGUCGUAACUAUGCCGUUUGUUUGGGCAUUGCAGUUGCUGCCAAUGCUCAUGGUCCAACGAAGUGUCUCCCAAGAAGCCGUAUUACGCGCUAUUGUGUACUCGGGAGCAGUCUGUGUCGUCCUUGUGCUCUGCAAUAUGACGUUGUACAAAGUCCGCCAUGUGAUUGCCGACGCGAUCGCAAUGGUGGUCUACGUAAUGUUGCUAUUUUUUUAUUUCUGGGCUAAGUUUGUCUUCCAUGCUCGACCUACGUUUGACUUCUUCUUUGUCGCUGCUGUGCUCACGUCACUCGCAAACAUAUUAAGUGCGUUCGUGGGUCUCGCACAAAUCGACACAGUUACAUCGCCAGCUGUCCACUGUCUUGCGGUCGGAUUGGAAUCACUCACGGUUGUUGCUGUCAUGUUGUCUCUGCGUGCCGAUACUCGCUUUUGGCUCGCAAUUGACGAUAAUGGAUCAGGAUCCACCGGUUCGUCAAGUGCCAUGCGUCGCUACAUUAACUUGUUAUCGGAACGAGGCAUGAUCACAAAUUUCUCUACUCGUACAUCAGUGUACGAUGUCCACCAUAUGAUUGAGGAGCACAGACACAACGUCGUGGACUUUGCAGUCCUAGCGCUUGACUGUAUCAUUGCACAAGGUGCUACUUCCAUUGUGAUGCGUGGGACCUUACGUCGAAGCAAGCGGAUCCCAAUUGCAUUGAAAAUUUACACCGAUGUGCAGGUAACAAGUGAAGAAGUACAGCGCUUUUCACGAGAAACAGCGCUUAAUGUGCAAUUGUCGCACCCAAAUGUCGUUCGCUUUUACGGCCUUUGCGUUGUGCCACCAUCAAUAUCACUCGUCUUUGAGUUUUGCGAGUAUGGAGCGCUGGACGUGACCAUGCGUGAAACCCCUAAAAUUUGGACAUUGGCAGCCAAGCUCAAGGCGUGGCUGGAUGCAUGUCGUGCUGUUGCGUAUCUUCAUAGCUUUACGCCCCCGUUACUGCAUCGUGACAUCAAAACGGACAAUUUUUUAGUGGGGCAGGACUUUCUUAUCAAACUUGCAGAUUUUGGAGAAGCCAACUUGUUGCGACCACGGAGUGAUGGAACCAUGACGAUUGCUGGUACUGUUGACUAUAUGGCUCCAGAGAUGAUCAAGGGUGGCAAGACUGCGCGAUAUGGUACGGCUGUAGACGUCUAUAGUUUAAUGAUCACGUUGUGGCAAAUUAUGGUACCAAGUCGGAGUCCAUGGGAAGCUAAGUCGCAUCUUGAAGUCUAUCGCGCUGUAGCUCACGGUGAGAGGCCCCCACUUCUUCCGACAAUUCCGACAGCGUGUGCUGAAAUUCUUGAAGCUGGCUGGGCUGCCAAUCCAAGUGAGCGUGUUGCUGUUGAGGAUAUCAUCCCUUCUGUUCAUCGCUUGUGGCUGCUAGCAAUGCAUCAAAAACCUCUGAAGCGAACGAAAUGUGGGCGCAAGGCAAAGUUCUAA